AUGAACAGUGAUCUACUAGGUCAAAAGGUCACAGUGCCUGGUGCCGCUGGCUAUGGAUAUAUAAAAUAUUUGGGACCAAUACAGAAUAAAUCAGGGUUAUUUGUUGGUUUGGAGUUGAUUGGAACUGUAGCUAAGACAAGAGGAAAAAAUUCUGGAUCCGUAGAAGGAGUUCAAUAUUUUCAUGUCAAAGUACCAAAAAGUGGACUUUUUUUACCAUAUGAAAGAGUGAAAAACUCUAAUUCACAUUUACCUGAGAUAAGUCUUCAAAAUUAUCAAAACAACUUGCAUUCUAAUAUCAACAACGACAUCAUAACCCCUAAAAGAUCACAUUUUUACCCAAUUUCAGAAAAUAAAAGUCCUACUAGACAACAUGUUUAUUAUACAAAUCAAAAUCAGCAACAGCAUACAGCUUCAAUGAGAUCACCUUUAAGUCCUGUGAAUACAUAUCAAAAUGUUAAUUUAAAUCUACUACAAAAUGACUUUAUCAAAUCUGAAAAUAACAAAGAUUAUGAAAUCAUUAUAAAAGAAUUGAAAACAAAACUAAAUGAAAGAGAUCGAAAAUUGGAAAAUUUUGGAAAACAAAGGGAAGAAUGGCAUCAAGCAAUGGACAGUUUGAUUGCAGUCCAACAAGAAGGUAUUCAAGUAUUUGAAGAAAAAAUUAUGGAACUUGAGGGUAUAAAUAAAACACAAGAAGAAGAAAUUCAAAACUUAAAAAUUCAAUUAGAAGGUUUGGGAAAGGAAAAUGGAGAAUUACGAAGUUCAAUUAAGCUGAAUAAAGAGGAAAAUGAACAAUCAAUUGAAUUAGAAAAGUUAAAACUAGAGCUUUCGGCUGCUAAAGAAAAUUUGAGUGCUAAUGAGAAUAAACAACAAGAAGUAGAAAAACUACAAGCUCAAUUGGAUGAAAAGAAUGAACAAUUGGAAAACUAUACAAUCCAAUUAUCUGGGCUCGAAGAACUAAAAGAAGAAUUGAAACAAUCUCAAGAUAAAAUUAUUCAAUUGGAGACACAAAGGGUAACUAAAACGAUAGAAUCGGUGAACAUUAAUCCAACAUCACAAUCAUCAAAUUUGCUACAAUUAAACAGUCAAGAUUCAAAUGAAAUUAUUCAGGAUUCAAACAAUAAUGUUCAAGAUUUACCAAUUUAUAAGUCACCAAAUUUGAUCGAUCCUAGUUCGGGUAAAUCCGAUUGGUGUGGGUUAUGUGAAAGAGAUGGACAUAGUUCUAUAAAUUGUCCAUUUGAAAAUGACAUUUUUUAA
Messenger RNA from Lodderomyces pseudojiufengensis, 1254 nucleotides. RefSeq lists its product as uncharacterized. The transcript has a single exon. Bases 1 to 1254 code for a protein of 417 amino acids. NCBI's taxonomy places the organism in Eukaryota, Fungi, Ascomycota, Pichiomycetes, Serinales, Debaryomycetaceae. The record is from RefSeq and is a predicted model, not a curated record.